Molecule: messenger RNA, 335 nt
Organism: Cylicostephanus goldi
Lineage: Eukaryota; Metazoa; Nematoda; Chromadorea; Rhabditida; Strongylidae
Source: the annotation of a GenBank genome assembly
AUGGGCUGCGUUGGAGAAGUGCAAUUCCGGGUAUCCGCUGCAGGCCCUGGAGGCUUUGGGCCACCGUCGAUGUCAUCGGUCCCUGUCACAGUUCCUAUGGAAAUGUCGGAAAGGGGCACUACCGGUCUUCCGCUAUCCCCAGGACGGCCGACAGUUGUUUCUGUCGACGGUCAUCGCGCAACAAUAGAGUGGUCCCCUCCUACAAUCGAUCCGAAGACAGCUCCUUUAGCUGGUUACCAAGUAGAGUAUCGUGUGUACGGUACUGUUGAUUGGAUGGUCGCGAACGAUACGUUGGUUCGCGAAUGCAGUUACACUGGUAUGUUGCGAUUUUAGGU